AUGGGCAGACCUGCAAAACGUCGACAAGCUUUGGCUGCAGCACUCCCUUGUCCAGCUGUUCAAGAUGACACGCCCUUCUUGUCCCUUUUAUCACCUCAAUCAAUGGUCGAAACUCUCAGUCAUGUUGACUGGAACGCCUGUGCAGAUCCAAGCUUCAUGCCUGACUUGAGCUCUGAGAUACUGAGCGAACUUCAGCUUGAGUUGGGCAAAGUUGCCGACUGCUCACGUCCGGCGCAAGAACUCCCAUCGAGCUCCACUACUACUCCGCCGCUUGAUUCCUCAACUUCAAAUGCUACUUCGGCAGCUACAGUGUCGCCCAUCCCGCAAACAUCGUCACGGUCAUGUUCUUGUCUAGCAACUUUCUAUCUCGCAGUAGAUGAUCUCUGCAAGAACGAAAGGCUCUCCUUUCCGUCAGGCCUUCCUUUUCUUCGCAAAACGAUCUCUACUGCCAGCCAAAUUGCUCAUUGCGAGAUCUGUCCAACCAGCCAUCUCUCUGCCAUGCAGAAUAUUCAACUUCUGGGAACUCUUCUCAUGUCAGUGGGGCAGCAAUACGGGGUCAUUCUGGAGUCCAUAGACAAAGAUGCCAAGACAUCAAAAGAGAAAGAUGAGCUGAAGUGUCUCCAGUUCAGCGAAGUCGGUGUUCAGUAUUCUGAAGAGGCUCCAAGUUACAGCCUAGGACUAAGCCCUGCGGAUUGGGCGGAACUGGCCAAAAAAGCUGUGAAAGCUGAGGUUUAUGGAAACGGGAGGGAGGAAGAGUGUUUGUGGAGUGUCUUAAACUAUCUUGAAAAACGGCAGGCUCAGUGGCAUGCAGUGCCGCCGCAUCAAGAUUGUCCUCACCAGUACCACCAGUUGGAAGAGGAGCCAUUUUGCAUAAAGAUACUUCACAAGGCGAAAGAGUCAAUAGAGGCUCUAAAGUGGAAGUGUCGUGAACUCUAUGGUCCGGAUAAACCUGAUGCUGGUUCAGUUUCCCUUCUCUAA
Molecule: messenger RNA, 978 nt
Organism: Fusarium mangiferae
Lineage: Eukaryota; Fungi; Ascomycota; Sordariomycetes; Hypocreales; Nectriaceae
Exons: 1
Coding region: 1-978 (325 amino acids)
Source: RefSeq, a predicted model, not a curated record